Molecule: messenger RNA, 582 nt
Organism: Pieris macdunnoughi
Lineage: Eukaryota; Metazoa; Arthropoda; Insecta; Lepidoptera; Pieridae
Source: the annotation of a GenBank genome assembly
AUGUAUGCACUUCGGUAUGCAUUUUGUGAAAUACUCAACCUGGUCAAUGUUGUUGGACAAAUUUUUCUUUUGGAUUUAUUCCUUGGUGGUGCCUUCAGGGAUUAUGGCGCAGGCGUCGCAGCAUUUACUCAUGUACCUAAAGUGCCGUCCAACUUUAUUGAUUAUGACUCCGUAAAUCCAAUGGAUGCAUUUUUUCCAAAAGUAACUAAAUGCUUUAUAAGGAUGUAUGGUCCAUCAGGGACUAUACAAGUGAAAGAUAGACUAUGUGUUUUACCAUUAAAUAUUGUCAAUGAGAAAAUAUUUGUAAUACUAUGGUUUUGGCUUAUAUUUCUGGCUGCUAUGUCAAUUGCCGCUGUAAUUUUUCGAAUCCUUGUGUUGUCUAUGCCACCCAUCCGCAUUUAUUUAAUUAUGGGUCAAGUAAGAUGUGUAAAACACAAGGUAGUUUCAAAAAUAGUUAAGCGUUUCAGCUUUGGUGAUUGGUUCCUGUUGUAUAUGCUUGGCAAAAAUAUGAAUCCCAUUGUAUACAAAGACUUAAUCAUAGAACUUUCUAAGGACUUAGAAAGUAGAUCUCUAAUGGUUUAA